AUAUAGCUAUUAGCUAACCAACUGCAUUGAGUGUUCUCUGACUAAAAGACUAAGAAAUAUAUCUCUCUUGGCGCACUUUCAUCUGAUAAGACAGCAGCAAAGGCUUAUGUAUGUGGCCCAGUACUGUGAUUCACCUACUUAAAGGGAGAGUGCACAGUCGUGUUUAAAAUUGUGUGGUGGCAAUAUAUCAGUUACUCACCCACAUCAAUAUGUGAAUCUUAUCUGCCGUGUGAGUGUUGGCCUGUGAUAAGAGACAGGUACCGGCUAAUCUGCAGUUGUCGGCCAUAUGGGGACACAUAUUUAGAAAGGGCGAUUCGGUUCCAUUAAGCUGAAAUACUCGCACGUUGUCGGCAGUCGACAGUCGAGCAGAGAGAGCCCCAUUACUUUAGUCACAGCGAUUUAGCCAUGAGCAGCGACAACCACUUUCAGUACGAUGCGGAGGCGGACAAGAGCUUUGCCUUCGAUGACCAGAGCAUCCGGAAGGGAUUCAUCCGGAAGGUCUACUUGAUACUGAUGUGCCAAUUGCUGAUCACUUUUGGUUUCGUUAGUGUGUUUACCUUCUCGAAAGCCUCCCAGGAAUGGGUACAAAAAAAUCCGGCACUCUUUUGGAUAGCUCUUGCCGUUCUUAUCGUGACCAUGAUAUGCAUGGCCUGCUGCGAGGGUGUUCGUCGCAAGACGCCUCUGAACUUCAUCUUUCUCUUCCUGUUCACGCUCGCCGAGUCCUUCCUCCUGGGAAUGAUCGCCGGGCAGUACGAGGCCGAUGAGGUCCUGAUGGCAGUGGGAAUUACGGCAGCCGUGGCCUUGGGUCUCACUUUAUUUGCCCUGCAGACCAAGUACGACUUUACCAUGUGCGGCGGAGUUCUGGUGGCCUGUCUGGUGGUCUUCAUCAUUUUCGGAAUCGUUGCCAUCUUCAUUCCUGGCAAGGUGAUCGGACUGGUCUAUGCCUCCCUCGGAGCGAUUCUCUUCUCCGUUUACCUGGUGUACGAUACCCAGUUGAUGCUGGGUGGCAAUCACAAGUACUCCAUCAGUCCCGAGGAGUACAUCUUUGCCGCUCUGAACCUCUAUCUGGAUAUUAUUAACAUCUUCAUGUACAUUCUGACCAUCAUCGGAUUGUCUCGCAGUUAGACGGGUCACGAUGAUCCAUAGUUUCCAUUUGCAGUUUUAGAGAUAUUUAACUUAAUUUUAUGUGCCAAGAGCCACGAAGAAAUACAGACCGACUAACUAUAUCUAACCCUA
Drosophila takahashii is the source of this 1236-nucleotide messenger RNA. It is a transcript of the gene Lfg, whose product is annotated as lifeguard. NCBI's taxonomy places the organism in Eukaryota, Metazoa, Arthropoda, Insecta, Diptera, Drosophilidae. The record is from RefSeq and is a predicted model, not a curated record.